ACCUUUUACUUGGCAAGAAUUCCUGACCCCUGCAGUUCACUCAAUUUAGUUCUGCCCCUCCAAAAAGUUACGGACAGUGCCCCUCCAUAAUUGAAUUGAGUCACCUAAAUCACGACGGCGCAAUCGAUCUCAAUAACCCUUAACUUUCCUUUGAUUGUUGUAUAUGAGUAUAUGGAUAUCAAGGCCAUUAUAUAUCCUAUACGCUUUUAAACAAGGGAAAAUCUAAAACGUCUUUGAAAUAUUCACGACACUUUCAAUCAACUAAUUUACUACUGCCAAACAUGGCCUCAGAACCUGAGGCCCCGAACGCAGUUGCGCCUGUCGCGGACCCAGCUUCUGCGCCGACGAAGCAAAGUGUCGAUCCCUGGAACGUUUCCGGUGAGGUUGGUGAGGAUGGAAAGCUCAAGGCUAUCGACUAUAAAAAGCUUGUGGAGGAGUUUGGCACCAAGCUCAUCGACAAUGAGAUCCUGGAAAGAUUUGAGCGCGUUACCGGUCACAAGCCGCACCGAUUCUUGCGCCGACAGAUCGUCUUCAGCGAGCGAGAUCUUGGUCUAAUAUUAGAUCGAUAUGAGAAAGGCGAGCCUUUCUUCUUAUAUACCGGUCGUGGCCCCAGUAGCGACAGUAUGCACAUUGGACAUACCCAAAUCUUCGACUUUUGCAAAUGGUUGCAAGAUGUCUUCGAUGUACCUCUAGUCAUCAUGCUCACAGAUGAUGAAAAGUUUCUUUUCUCAGACAAGAGAACUGUCGAGGAAGUCAUAGGCUAUUCACGAACCAAUUGCCAGGAUAUAAUCGCCAUUGGAUUUGACCCUAACAAGACAUUUAUCUUCUCUGACUACGAAUUCAUGGGUGGAGCUUUCUACAAAAACGUCACACGAUUUGCGAAGCUCGUUACUUACAACACAGCAAAGGCUACCUUCGGGUUCGAUGAUAGCUCGAAUAUUGGCAAGAUUCACUUCACCAGCAUACAGGGUGCUACAGCAUUCGCAACCACCUUCCCACACAUCUUUGGUGAAGAUGAAAAGCGCACAGCUGCUAUUCCAUGUUUAAUUCCCUGUGCCAUCGACCAAGAUCCCUACUUCCGGCUGACUCGGGAUUGUGCUGCUAAGCUCCGAUACGCCAAACCCUCUUUGAUUCAUUCCCGCUUCCUCGACGCGCUACAAGGCCCUGGCUCCAAGAUGUCUGCAAGCAUUGAUUCGUCUGCUAUUUUCAUGAAGGAUACCCCUAAGCAGAUUAAAGACAAGGUCAACAAAUACGCCUUUUCUGGUGGCCAGGUCAGCGCAGAAGAGCAACGGGCGAAGGGUGGAAACCCUGAUGUGGAUGUCUCAUACCAGUAUCUCCAGUUCUUCAUGGAGGACGACGAGGAAUUGGCAAAAAUUGGCCAGGAUUACAGAGAAGGCAAGCUACUGACUGGAGAGCUUAAAGCGAUAUGCAUCAAGCACCUCCAGGAAUACGUUGCCGCAUUCCAAGAACGAAGAGCCAAGGCGACUGAAGAGACGGUCAAGUUGUUCAUGUCAACGCGACCACUGAAAUGGGGAGGAAACCCUAAGGUUCAAAGAACCGUCCCUGUGGUAGAAAAUGCAUCAGCAAACCCCGAAGGCGAGGGCGGAGAUGGCAAGCUCACGAAGAAUCAGCUUAAGAAGUUAGAAAAGGAGAAACAAAUAGCUGCGAAGAAGGCUGCUAAAGCCGCAGAGAAGGAAGCUGCUGAAGCUGCUAAGGCAGCCCCUUGAUUUGAUUCCUAAGGAGAAAUAAAAUUUGAUGAGUUACCUAAAUGUAAUGUCAUCGUCCCUUACCCUUCCGUGAGAUGUCGAGCAAAACUUCUUGCCUUUCAAUCCCCAAAUAAUAUACCGUUACUUUAA
Hypoxylon fragiforme is the source of this 1856-nucleotide messenger RNA. Its product is annotated as tryptophanyl-tRNA synthetase. Gene Ontology annotation, cellular component: cytoplasm. Lineage: Eukaryota; Fungi; Ascomycota; Sordariomycetes; Xylariales; Hypoxylaceae. The transcript has 7 exons. Gene Ontology annotation, biological process: tryptophanyl-tRNA aminoacylation. Bases 282 to 1727 code for a protein of 481 amino acids. The record is from RefSeq and is a predicted model, not a curated record. Gene Ontology annotation, molecular function: tryptophan-tRNA ligase activity; ATP binding.